AUGUCAACACCAACAAAAAAGCCAGCCAUCUAUGAAGAAUCAACUCAAUAUCAACACUGGCGGUUUAGUCCAGAACAGCUCUGGACUAUUCGUAAUAAACGAACAGAAGAAGCUAUUGAUCGCGUAAAGAAGAACCAAAAGAAGGAUUCAGAAGUAGACGACGAAAAGUUUCUUUCAGCAAAAGAAGAACUGGCAUUAUGUCGGUUUUAUGAAAAACAGUUGGAAGGCAUGUGCAAGCAUUUGAAAUUCAGUGAUAUGGUCAUGGCAACAGCUGUGAUCUAUAUGAAGCGAUUCUUUUUAUACAAUACUGUUAUGGAUUAUCAUCCCAAGGAUAUCUUUUUGACUUGUCUGUUUCUAGCUACCAAGUCAGAAAGUGAGAGAAUAUCAAUAGAGGAUUUCGGAAAGUCGCUGCGACUCCCAUCUACAGAAGGUGUACUCAACCUAGAAUUCACAGUCUCUCAGGGACUCAAGUUUCAGUACUAUGUACAUCAUCCAUUUAGACCGGCUUAUGGCCUAUUUUUAGAUAUGCAACAGUCUGUUGAUAUGAAGACGCUAAAAUUAGUGUAUAAACAUGUCGUGAACCAUGCUAUUCCUGAUAUGCUGCUAACGGAUCUACCGCUGAUUUAUCAACCCUCUCAACUUGCACUUGCAGCCUUCAUGAUUGCUAGCAAAGAUCAUGCUGGAUUCCAAGAUCAGAUUAAGAAUUACAUACAAGAAAAGUUUAAUGAGUCAAAUUCUGCAAAGCUGCUCAGUAUCAUUAAUGGAAUCAUUGAGUUAUUCACAGAAGAUCAUAAACCGGUAUUACAAGACGAAGCAAAGAAGAUUGAUUAUCGUCUACGUCUGGUGACCUAUCCAGAUACAACCCUGUAA
Messenger RNA from Rhizopus microsporus ATCC 52813, 870 nucleotides. RefSeq names its product cyclin-like protein. Gene Ontology annotation, biological process: regulation of cyclin-dependent protein serine/threonine kinase activity; regulation of transcription by RNA polymerase II. The record is from RefSeq and is a predicted model, not a curated record. Gene Ontology annotation, molecular function: cyclin-dependent protein serine/threonine kinase regulator activity. NCBI's taxonomy places the organism in Eukaryota, Fungi, Mucoromycota, Mucoromycetes, Mucorales, Rhizopodaceae. Bases 1 to 870 code for a protein of 289 amino acids. The transcript is spliced from 3 exons. Gene Ontology annotation, cellular component: transcription factor TFIIK complex; nucleus.